Messenger RNA from Nerophis lumbriciformis (worm pipefish), 833 nucleotides. Lineage: Eukaryota; Metazoa; Chordata; Actinopteri; Syngnathiformes; Syngnathidae. The record is from RefSeq and is a predicted model, not a curated record.
UGAAAACCUAUAAGUGUAUUUGGACAGUUUAAAGGUGUAAAACAUGUAACACUUUGCAAAAGAAACAAGAAGGCUACAUAAAGAGCUACCGGGAAUGGAUUACACUAUUUUUGACGAAAUUUACUGAAGCAGAAGUAUUUCUUCCACGCCUACUGUAUGGUAUCCACGGACAUGGAGAAGGUGUACUACCAGUAAAGGACUGCGGGUGGCAGCAGUUCGCCAUUGUCGCGUCAAGACUCUCACACAAGAAGAAGAAGAAAGGGGACGAGACAAAAAUGGCGACCUCCCUGCUCCUCUGUCGAAGGCUACGGACACUUAAGUUGGAGAACUGGGGCAUCUUAAAGAGCUGCACUGGUGCUUUUUGCACCACUCAGACCGGAGAGCCCAUAAAGACUGCAAAAAAGACACCACAUGGUCCAGAUGAGAGACGAACCCUACUAGCAUACAAGACAGAAGUUGCCUUCCCAGUUAGGGUUUCAAACCACGCAGUUGUUCCAACACAGCCUCUAGAAGCUGCACCUGUGCCACCUGCUGAGCCCGAAGAGGCUUUUGACAACAGCACUUACAAGAAUAACCAACACCACAACUACAAUCCCUUCACCUUUGCAGACUUGGAUGUGGAGAUGGCCAAGUUUCGUCUCCCUCAACCGUCUUCUGGUAGAAAGUCACCCCAACACUAGAAACGCUCAGAUGGCUACAAACCCAUGAAUAGAUAAAGAUCAUUGUGUAAGCCUACUACCACAUGACUCUUCUAUCUCCACAUGACUCUUCUAUCUGUUAAAUAUAAUAUCAACACAUAAAAAAUAAAAUGCCGGAUGAAGUCUUGUCAUGAA